Messenger RNA from Anopheles coluzzii, 1616 nucleotides. Its product is annotated as carboxypeptidase Q-like. The transcript has 3 exons. Lineage: Eukaryota; Metazoa; Arthropoda; Insecta; Diptera; Culicidae. The coding region runs from base 36 to 1481 and encodes 481 amino acids. The record is from RefSeq and is a predicted model, not a curated record. Gene Ontology annotation, molecular function: metallodipeptidase activity. Gene Ontology annotation, biological process: peptide catabolic process; proteolysis.
CACUCUCGAGCACCUGCGGUCAUUCGUUUUCCACCAUGCUUUGGAUGAAGUUAGAAUUUCUCAGCGCGCUUUGCGCAAUACUCGUUUCAAUCAAUCUCGCAACAGCAGAUCCUAACGAAUGUGAACUCCCUCCUGGACUACGGGAAGAAAUCGCUCAAUAUCAGCCGGUAGUGGAUUCGAUCUUCCAGCACAUCGUUUCUGGUGAGUAUGCGGGCAAGACUUGGCAGAGUUUGCUGGAGUUUACGGAUCGGUUUGGACCACGGCUCACUGGAUCGAAGCAAUUGGAGGAUGCGAUCGACUUCGCUGUGCAGGAAAUGAUCGCAGAAGGACUCGACAAUGUGCAUACCGAGGAAGCCAUCGUAUCACACUGGCAACGCGGACGAGAAUGGGCAGAGCUGGUAGAACCAUUCCAGAAGAAAUUACCCAUGCUGGGACUUGGAAAAUCAGUUGGAACUGCACCAGAAGGCAUCCGGGCAGAAGUGAUCGCGGUGGAAUCGUUUGAAGAGUUUGAAAACUUCACUGCAGACCAAGUGGAGGGAAAAAUUGUAGUUUUUGCUCCAGCAUGGGUUGGCUAUGGACCGACUGGUCGGUAUCGAUAUGACUCUCCCUCAGUGGCGGCAAAGAAAGGCGCUGCAGCAGUGCUGAUACGUUCGAUGACUCCUUUCUCUAUCGGAACGCCUCACACUGGAACGCUUUCAUAUGAUCCGGAAGUGCGCCGUAUUCCUGCUGCAGCUAUAACGGUAGAAGAUGCCAUGUUGCUCUUGCGCAAGUACCGACGAGGAGAUAAGAUGGUAAUUCAUCUGAAAAUGGAUGCCAUGAAUCUCGAUCCAACGAUAUCGCGAAACACGAUUGGCGAGCUAGAGGGCCAUACCUUCAACAACACCUCCGUAGUGGUCUUAUCCGGUCACAUGGACAGCUGGGACGUGGGUACUGGUGCUUCGGAUGAUGCUGGUGGCGUAUUUGUCUCUUGGAAAGCUGUGACAUUCCUGAAAGCGAUGGGACUUAGGCCACGACGCACUAUUCGAGCCAUUUACUGGACGGCGGAGGAACAGUACUUGGAAGGAGCGAGUGAAUAUGAAAGACAGCAUUCCGACGGUGAGAAGGACGAGUUCAACGUGUUCUUCGAGUCAGAUUCUGGAACAUUUGAACCCACUGGUCUCGACUUCUCCGGCAACAGUGAUGCUCAGUGUAUUUUUGCUGAAAUUGCUAAAUUGAUGACUGGCUACGACGAAUUCACAUUCACCGAAGGAUCUGUCGGAUCAGACAUCGGAAAUUGGGUUAGAAGGGGAUUUCCAGGCGUUUCAUUGCGAAACAAGAAUGAAAACUACUUUUGGUAUCACCACACUGAGGGGGACACGAUCGAGUUGGAAGACCCAGCGGCUUUGGAUAGAAUAACUGCGCUUUGGGCGGCUACUGCUUACGUGAUCGCCGACCUGAGCAUCGAUAUUCCGAAAAAUGUCACUAGUUACGGCUUCCAAUAACCAGAAAUAACGAAAUUUAUUGUUGAGAUUGACAAACCAGUUCCGGAUGUUAAAAUUUCGAACAAAAAUGCCAUUGCCUUCAGCAUCACAGCAACUGUCGAGGUAAAUAAACUAUGGACGGCUGAUCGAAAAGAA